Molecule: messenger RNA, 317 nt
Organism: Arabidopsis thaliana (thale cress)
Lineage: Eukaryota; Viridiplantae; Streptophyta; Magnoliopsida; Brassicales; Brassicaceae
Product: ECA1 gametogenesis related family protein
Exons: 1
Coding region: 27-317 (96 amino acids)
Cellular component (GO): extracellular region
Source: RefSeq, marked reviewed
ACAAACAUCAAACAGCGAGCAAAAACAUGCAAAGAAAGUUGGCAAUGAACAUGAUAGCUUUGAUUAUCAUGCUAUCAAUAUUUACACAAACAACAGGAAAUGAUCUUGCACCUGCUCCACACCCGACAAUACCUUGUCUUGACAACGUGAAAACAAUUCCAAAUUGUGUAAAAGCUGUGUUUCACUUCAAGUUCAAAGAGAUCACAGAGACGUGUUGCACUAUUCUACUUACUCUUCCCGAUGAUUGUUUUGGGCUUUUGUUUCCUAUUCCUCGUGUGUACCAUUUUCUUCUUAGUUCUGCUUGCAAAAAUAUAUAA